Messenger RNA from Corylus avellana, 413 nucleotides. Its product is annotated as protein LUTEIN DEFICIENT 5, chloroplastic-like. The record is from RefSeq and is a predicted model, not a curated record. Lineage: Eukaryota; Viridiplantae; Streptophyta; Magnoliopsida; Fagales; Betulaceae.
ACUUACCAUCUUAGGCAUGGCUGCCCACUUUCCUCUGCUCCGGGCGUCAACCUCCCUCUCCACCAGACCUCUUCAUAUCUACAGCUUCAAGCCCACUACCCCAACCUUCUCUUCGCGCAUUCCAAGACAAAUUGGUUUGCGUGGAUUAUCUUCUGUCGCAUGCGCUUAUUCAAAUGGGAGGGAGCCUGAGCCUGACUCGGUGGAUGACGUUGUCAAGAGUGUUGAACGGCUGCAGGAAGAGAAACCGCGUGCCGAGUUGUCUGCUCGGAUUGCGUCGGGGGAAUUCACUGUGGAGCAAUCUGGGUAUACUUAAUUAAUAUAAUAUCCUUGAAAUGAACGAUGAUCCUUUUGUUUCUCUUAGCAUAGUUAUCGCGGGAAUUAUUAUGUCUGCGUAUGUCUACAUUAAAGAAUUG